Molecule: messenger RNA, 4535 nt
Organism: Mycena citricolor
Lineage: Eukaryota; Fungi; Basidiomycota; Agaricomycetes; Agaricales; Mycenaceae
Source: the annotation of a GenBank genome assembly
CUUGACUUGAUGGCGUGCCGACCUAUUCAUUUCAAUGAUCUAUUGAGGCUUUGAAUGUCCCCUUGAUGAGGUUGUUAAGUGAUUUCAGAGCAAGGUUUAUGACGGUGGUCGCCACAGUCGUCCACUGGUUCCAGCUUUAUCCUGAUCUUGGAGCCCGGCCAGUCUCGUCAAGGAACAGGUCGGCCAGAACGCGCGAGUUCAUAUCUGGAUCAAGCCUCGAUCAUGAGGCUUCGAAGAAUGAUCGAGAUGAUGACGUCUGCAUUACGUGAAACCCAAAUUCUCUGCCGGUCAUUCGCGUGUUCUGUCUCACUCAGCCUUGCCGUUCUCCCUCAUGCAAGUUGCCGGCUAGAGGUUGGCCAGACUCAAAUGAAGUUCUUCUCGCAAUCCUACUCGUACGACGAUUCGUGGCCAAUUGUUACACUCGCUUUCUUCCUUCGCUAUCCCAAUCCAUACGCUUCUCAUGUUCUUUCGUGCGAUGUUGUCUCUCGUUCCAUCACGCCUACCGGCUCUCUCUUGACCACUCGCCUCAUUCUGAAGCGGGGGGCUAUGCCGCGUUGGUUUCCUCAGGGCAUCGUCGCACGCGCCGAGUCGUGGGUCGUGGAAGAGACCGAGGUCGAUCCUGUAGCACGGACAGUCAAAUGCAAGACAAGAAAUCUGGACCAUGUGAAGGUCAUGCAGGUGGAGGAGAGUGUCGUAUUUCGUUCCCUCUCUGAUGGCACUACUCUGCAGCACACGGAGGCAGAGAUACGUAGCCGGUUCGGAUGGGGGCUCACCAAACGAAUUGAAAACCAUGGUCUGAACAGGUUCAAGGCCAAUGUUCAAAAGUCGCGUGAGGGUGUUUCCAUGAUCGUACAGCUCUUGCGCCAAUCCAGACUUCAACCCAUGGGAAUGGGGGUGUCAGUCGACGUGCCUGUGUCCUUCAUCGAACCCCGAUCCAUCUCCACCAAUGCCGUUGGAACUAUUGAGCACUCCGGCGACGACAAUCACGAGCCUGCUAGCCACGUAAAUCGUCCCAAAAACACAUGGUCCCAGUCUCUCAAGUCGUGGUUCUCACCCCCCCGCUCAAAUUGACCGACAGACCGCUGUACUUGUAUCCGUCGCAUACGAUAAUUUGCUGUAUCAGUAUUAGUUUAGUGAAAGAACAAUCCCUUGACACCUUUCGAACUAUGAACGUGUGCCGGAUCUUUCCUGGUUCUUCUCUCUCAUCUUGGCCGACGGUUUGAGCUCGCGACACAUCGCCGCCGCGGCUGCCCGACAUCCGACUGUCAACCCACAGGAGUUUACGCGAAUCUUCAUGUCUUUCUCAUGUACUUUCCUACAACAACAGCUCAACAGCUCGCCUCCAUCCCCGCCCUUCCGAACAUCCCGCCAGAGACAGAAAAGCUCAUCGCCCUUGUUCCUAGUCCGAAGAAAUCACUCUUUUGCACGCUGAGUCGGACCGGCAUUUCCAUAUGGCGUGUCAGGCCCUCAGCAGUCCUAGCAUAUCUUUCUCGGACGCCGGCGUCAGUGCUUGACCACGGGGAGAACGUCGCUGCGCACUGGGCGCCAGAUGGAGGCAGAAUCAUCAUCCAGACAUCUCUAUCCUACCUAGUUCUUGUCACCGUCGUUUAUCAGGCCGACAGGUCGAUCUACGUCCCUCCAACUCUUCCCAGCUCCAGUCGAAACUAUUUUCUGCCCGGCCCGGGUGAAGGGCUGCCUCUGCAGUGUGUCAGCUUACGGUUCGAGGGUGUUAUUCGCGUCAACGGGGGCCUCUUAUGUGUAUCUCCACGCAAGCAAUUUAUCUUGUUCUCGACUAAAAAUCCUCCCACGGUCCAACGCAUACCAUGGCCAGAAGUGGAGGACGACGACGAGGAAGAGGAAGAGGACGACGAAACCGGGCAACCGCGCAAGGUCACUUUCGCGACGCACGAGAUGUGGUCUUGCAACGAACACGAGUUUAAUUUCUUCGUUGAGAGCGACGUCCCUGUGACCAAAAUCCUGCAAUCUCGGACUCCUGGUGUGGAGACCUGGAUCACGUCGGAUGGAAGAGCUUAUUUCGUCACGCUGAACGAGAGUACGAUCGAAGAGAAUGGGGAUCAAGAAUUUGGCUCGAACGAAUCUGAACCAGCGGCAGCCAAGCCCAGAUGGCAAGGCGUAGCCAUUCACGACUUCGAAACCCCACGAUGGGUGCAGAAGUCGCGUCGCGUGGAUCCUGAUCCUGAGCACGAGACUGAUCAAGAAUCGAUAUCUUCGGGCGCCGCGAGCAUCGUCAGCAAAGGAACGGAGCGCGCCAUCUACGACGAGCCGCGUCGCGCAGUAGCAGUCGCCAUUAACAGCAAGUUCUCGCUCGUCGCGGUGGGUAUGUCGGGCGGCGGUGUUCGGUUCACGCCCUUCCCCUCAGAUUUCUCGUCGGCGACCCCACCCCCGAUACCUGUCGACGUUCCGGCGCAAUUGGGUCCCGUUUGUUCUAUGGAGUGGAGCGGUGACGGAUAUGUGCUGGCGGUUGGUUCGCAGAAUGGCUGGGCGAUCUUCAGUGUGGGCGGUCGAUGUCUGGCUCGGAGUGUAGCCCUCGAGGAUGCUGACAAAAGUCUCGACACCUCCAAAUUCCAGGAUACCUUCAUGUUCGGUGUCAGGGAUCUGUUUUGGGCACCUGGGAACUUUGAAAUGGUAGUGUGUGCCCAACCGUCACAGCAGCAAGUUGACGGUCAGCUGUUUGUCAUCCCUUUUGCGAAGAGCGCAUCCACGGGUCAGCUGGCACCAGACAACACACGCUACGCGUUUCUGCAAAUGGAUGACCGCGCUCUGGUGUACCGAGGAGCUGAUCAACCCGACAUGAGCGUCAUCAAUCCAGAGUCCGAUGUUUGGCAGCAUAUCAAGAUUCCACAGAGUUACCUCGCCACCAACUGGCCAAUCAGAUAUUCGUCCCUCAGCAGCGACGGUCGUCUGAUUGCCAUAGCUGGGCGGCGAGGCCUCAUUCACUACAGCUCGACGUCUGGACGCUGGAAAAUGUUUGCGGACGAGAUCCAAGAGCAAGCAUUCAUAGUCAAGGGCGGAAUGGUCUGGUUCCAUCAUGUUCUCAUCGCUGCUGUCGAGGUAGCCAAGACAUAUCAGCUUAGACUUUAUUCGCGAGAUUUGGAACUCAGCAACCAGCACGUGCUCCACCGUGAAAUCGUCCCGAGCCCUGUUGUCAUCCUUUCUCUGGUCGACAAUUCGCUACUGGUUUACACAGCUGACAACACGUUGUAUCACUAUCUCAUCGUCCCGACCUCGGACACGAUCAAGCUGCAUCUGUGUGGCAGCAUCACGUUUGAAGGGAUCAUCGCUGCGCCGGGGGCAGUUCGCAUGCUGAGUUGGAUGAUCCCCACUGCUCAAAAGCAACUGGGGGAUCCGGUCGAGGAUCUUGCUGCGGCGACUGUGCUGAUGGUGGUAGGCGGCCAGCUCAUUCUGCUCCGUCCUCGAAAGGUCAAGUCUCUCGUGCGCACUAGUGAAUGUUCGCUCAUCGUAUUCCAGUCAGGCGACCAGGAAGUCAAGUAUGACAUGCAGAUAUUCGCAGACAGGAUUGAGUUCUGUUGGAUCCACUUGCGAGGGAUCGACACACUCGAAAACUCGCUAUGGGCCUAUGACGGACAGGGCAUUCGCGUUUGGUUGAACGCGUUGGCGAUCGAAGCUCCACAAUCACAAGAUCAGGAUAAUACCGUCAAAGAAAGUGUGAAUAUCCCGCUUGACUUUUAUCCACUGUCUGUUCUGAUGGACAAGGGGAUCAUCAUUGGUGCGGAGUAUGAGGUCGCGACACGCUCCAAUCUGCCGUUCGCCAUAUUCCGACAUGCCACGAGUUCUCAUCUUUUCCUGCACCACAUUCUCCUGUUCCAUCUACACGCGAAUCAGGUCAACGAGGCGGUGAGCCUGGCGUCCUAUUACCAGAAGCUCGUCUUCUUCGCCCAUGCAUUGGAGAUUCUCUUGCAUACGGUCGUGGAGUCGGACGACCACGAAAACGACCGUGCGGAAUCUGAAGCACAUGACGUGCUCCUGCGUACCGUCGUCGAGUUUCUGGAUCAUUUCGAUGCCGCGUUGGAUGUGGUCGUCGGUUGCGCUCGGAAGACUGAAAUGACGCGGUGGAAGCGCUUGUUCAACAUCGUUGGAAACCCAAAAUUGUUGUUCGAGACAUGUCUCGAAUCUCAGCAACUCAAAACGGCCGCAUCGUAUUUGCUUGUGCUGCACAAUCUGGAACAGCUGGACGAGAAGCACAACGACGUCAAUCGACUGUUGCGGACCGCGGCGGCCGCAAAAGACUGGCAGCUCUGCCGUGAGCUGCUCCGCUUCCUGCACAGCGUGGAUGACUCGGGUCGAGCACUCCGAGAUGCGAUGGAGCAGAUCGAUCUCGACGGCACACGCGACGGGAGUGGUGAAAGCAGGACUGCAAACGGGAACGGAGGAUGAACUCAUCUCGGACUGGUACUGGCUGGGUAUUUAUCGUUAUCAUUGGAUGUAAUUAUAACAUCGCGCUGUAUGAUUGUGUGAUUAGAUUAGAUGAUUGGAUUGGCUUCAUGAUCGACAAG